AUGAAUUUAAUAAAUGAAAAACAACAACUACAUUUAAAUCAAUCAAAAUCUUUUUAUAAAAAAUAUUAUAUACUUACAAUACUAUCAUCAAUACUACUAUCAUUAUUAACAAUUCCAUUUAUAUAUAAAUUAUAUUUUAAUGAAUCAAUACAAAAUUCAAUUCUUUUACCUAAUUAUUUAAAUUCACAAACAUCUCCAAUUUUAAUAGAAUCCAUUGAAUUAACUUCAAAACAAAAAGAUGAAUUAACAAAAUUAGGUUUAAGUCAUAAAAAUCCUAUAAAAUUAAUAAGUAAUGAAAAAGGUGAACAAAUUAUUCAUGGAAGGUUUUUACAUAUAACUGAUAUUCAUCCUGAUCCUUAUUUUAAAGAAGGUUCAUCAUUUGAAAAUGUAUGUCAUUCAUCAAAGGGUUCAGCUUCUAAAUAUGGGGAUGCAAUAAGUGGUUGUGAUACUCCAAUGAUUUUAAUGAAUGAUACAAUAAAAUGGAUUAAUACUAAUUUAAAAGAUAAAAUUGAUUUUAUUGUAUGGACUGGUGAUAAUAUCCGUCAUGAUAAUGAUAGGAAUUUCCCAAGAACUGAACAAAAUAUAUUUGAAAUGAAUGAACAUGUUAGUAAAUUGAUGUAUGAAACUUUCAAAAAACCAGAUACUCCAGAAUUACAAGUUGAUUUAAUACCAAGUUUAGGGAAUAAUGAUGUUUAUCCUCAUAAUUUAUUUUCAAUUGGUCCAACAUUACAAACAAGAGAAUUAUUUCAAAUUUGGCAAAAAUUUAUACCACAACUGCAAUUACAUAUAUUUAAUAGAGGUGCUUAUUUUUUUAAAGAAGUUAUACCUGGUAAAUUAGCAAUAUUAUCAAUAAAUACUUUAUAUUUAUUCCAAUCAAAUCCUUUAGUUGAUAAUUGUGAUAAAAAAAAACAACCAGGUUAUAAAUUAUUUGAAUGGUUAGGUUAUGUAUUAAAAGAAAUGAGAGCUCGUAAUAUGAAAGUUUGGUUAACGGGGCAUGUACCACCAAAUGAAAAAAAUUUUGAACCAACUUGUUUAAGAAAAUAUGUUGUUUGGAUUUAUGAAUUUAGAGAUAUUAUAGUUGGUGGAUUAUAUGGUCAUAUGAAUUUAGAUCAUUUCAUACCUUUAGAUAGUGUUGCUGCUUAUAAAUCUAUUAAGAAAUCAAAUUUUAUUAACGUUUUUGAAGAUGAUCACUUAAGUGACGAUGAUGAUGAAGAAGAAGAAGAAGAAAAUAGAGCAUUGGGAGAUACUUCAUUUUAUCAUGCAUUGGAUACAAAAUUUGAUGAUUCAUUUUUUAGAAUACAAGGUGGAGUACCAGAAAAUAAAGUUGAAUAUAUGGAUACAAUGAGAGAAGAAGUUUAUGCUAAAAUCAAAGGUUCAAGAAAAUCAGGUAAAUAUGGAGAAAGAUAUUCUAUAUCCUAUGUUGGAAGUUCAAUUGUCCCUACUUUUAAUCCAGGUAUUAGAGUAUGGGAAUAUAAUAUUACAAAUUUAGGUAAAGAAAUUACAAAAACAAAUUUUGAACCAUGGGAUAAAUUUUUUACAUCAAUUGAAAAAUUAAUUGAAAAACAAGAUCAAUAUACUGAUGACAAUGAUUCAGAUAAUAGUGUUUGGUCAUUUAUUAAAAAGAGAGAUAAAACAUUCCCAAAACCAAUGCCCAAAAAUGCAAAACUUGGACCAGCAUAUAUUCCACAAACAUUUACACCAGAAAGAUAUGUUCAAUAUUACGCAGAUUUGAAAUCAAUCAAUAAGGGAUCAAAACCAUUUGGAUAUGAAAUUGAAUAUGUUACAGAUGAUAAGACAUACGGUCUUGAUGUAUUAACGGUGGAUAAAAUUUUACAAUUUGCUAGAAAAUUAGGUAAACCAGUUAAAAACAGAUCUAUUGAUUCACAAAAGAAAAAACAUAAAAAGAAUAAGGGAAAAAAAGGUAAAAAUGGUGAUAAAGAUGGUGGUAAUGGAGAUUCAAAAUUAGAAAAACUUUGGAAAACUUAUUUAAAAAACAUUUUUGUUAGUUCUGGAUAUGAAAAUACUGGACUUGGUUGA
This is a messenger RNA of Lodderomyces jiufengensis, 2037 nucleotides long. RefSeq names its product endopolyphosphatase (gene PHM5). Gene Ontology annotation, cellular component: fungal-type vacuole; membrane. The transcript has a single exon. NCBI's taxonomy places the organism in Eukaryota, Fungi, Ascomycota, Pichiomycetes, Serinales, Debaryomycetaceae. Gene Ontology annotation, biological process: polyphosphate catabolic process. Gene Ontology annotation, molecular function: endopolyphosphatase activity; exopolyphosphatase activity. The record is from RefSeq and is a predicted model, not a curated record. Bases 1 to 2037 code for a protein of 678 amino acids.